UUCCCCGAGCCUCGGGUCUCCCUCUCCGUUCCGGACGCGCUGUGCGGCGGGCGGCUUGCUGACUUGUGAAGGAGAGCAGCCCGCCACCAUGGACCUGGCCGGCUUGCUCAAGCCCCAGCUCCUGUGCCACCUGGUGCUCUGCUACGUGUUCAUCGCCUCGGGGCUCAUCAUCAACACCACGCAGCUCCUCACGCUCGUGCUGUGGCCCAUCAACAAGCAGCUCUUCCGGAAGAUCAACUGUAGGCUGUCCUACUGUAUCUCCAGCCAGCUGGUGAUGCUGUUGGAGUGGUGGUCGGGCACGGAGUGCACCAUCUACACCGACCCACACGCCUACCCCCUGUACGGCAAGGAGAGCGCCAUCGUGGUCCUCAACCACAAGUUCGAGAUUGACUUUCUCUGUGGCUGGAGCCUGGCCGAGCGCUUUGGGAUCUUGGCGAACUCCAAGGUGCUGGCCAAGAAGGAGCUGGCAUACGUACCCAUCAUCGGCUGGAUGUGGUACUUCACCGAGAUGAUCUUCUGUUCGCGCAAGUGGGAGCAGGACCGCAAGACUGUGGCUGCCAGCCUGAUGCACCUGCGCGACUACCCCGAGAAAUACCUUUUCCUGAUCCACUGCGAGGGCACGCGGUUCACAGAGAAGAAGCAUCAGAUCAGCAUGCAAGUGGCCCAGACUAAGGGGCUGCCCAGCCUCAAGCACCACCUGCUGCCCCGCACCAAGGGUUUCGCCGUGACCGUGAGGUGUCUGAGAGAUGUAGUUUCAGCUGUAUAUGACUGUACACUCAAUUUCAGAAAUAACGAAAACCCAACUCUGCUGGGAGUCCUCAACGGAAAGAAAUACCACGCCGACUUCUACGUGAGGCGGAUCCCCAUGGCAGAGAUCCCGGAUGAUGAUGACAAGUGUUCCGCAUGGCUGCACAAGCUCUACCAGGAGAAGGACGCCUUCCAGGAGGAGUACUACCGCACGGGCGUCUUCCCAGAGACGCCCCGGGUGCCCCCGCGGCGGCCUUGGGCCGUCAUCAACUGGCUCUUCUGGGCCUCCCUGCUGCUCUACCCCUUCUUCCAGUUCGUGGUCAACCUGGUCAGCAGCGGCUCAUCCCUGACACUGGCCAGCCUCGUCCUCUUCUUCUUUGUGGCUUCCAUGGGCGUCCGAUGGAUGAUUGGUGUGACGGAAAUUGACAAGGGCUCCACCUAUGGCAACGUGGCCAGCAGGCAGAAACACAAGGACUGACUGGCGCAGCACGUGCCUCAGGGGACCUUGGGGGACUGGUGGCCCUGGCCUGGCCCCUUUGCAGAGCAGCCCCAUGCUGGGAAGGCCCACAUCGCACCCUCCCUGGCAGGGAGACCCAUCACAGCUGCACUAGCAGAAGAUGCUCUUAAAUUCUUUUCCUCACAA
Molecule: messenger RNA, 1390 nt
Organism: Ochotona princeps (American pika)
Lineage: Eukaryota; Metazoa; Chordata; Mammalia; Lagomorpha; Ochotonidae
Gene: AGPAT4
Product: 1-acylglycerol-3-phosphate O-acyltransferase 4
Exons: 8
Coding region: 89-1225 (378 amino acids)
Cellular component (GO): endomembrane system; mitochondrial outer membrane
Molecular function (GO): 1-acylglycerol-3-phosphate O-acyltransferase activity
Source: RefSeq, a predicted model, not a curated record